This is a messenger RNA of Encephalitozoon hellem ATCC 50504, 348 nucleotides long. RefSeq lists its product as uncharacterized. The coding region runs from base 1 to 348 and encodes 115 amino acids. The record is from RefSeq and is a predicted model, not a curated record. The transcript has a single exon. Lineage: Eukaryota; Fungi; Microsporidia; Unikaryonidae.
AUGAAGAAAAUAUUCCACUCCGAUAUUCAUGCCAUCAAGACUGUUGACAACCCCGAGUGCAUCUACAGGGCCCUCAAAGGCUCCAGGGCUCUGGUAACAUAUAACCAGCUAAUGAAGCACUACGAGGAUGGCAAAAGAGACAUAGGCGCCGUCCUCAUAACACCAAAGGAUGAUGUCCUGUUUCUGCACCUCCCGUUGUUCUGUAGGCACUUUGGGAUAGAUUUGUAUGCUCUUCCUGCUGGUGCAGAAAGAGAGCUUUCUUCUAUAUUCAACAUGAAGUAUGUCAACAUCGUGAGUCUGUACAAGGAUGACGAGUCUUACAAAAAGCUCAAGUCAAUGGGCUUGUGA